Amyelois transitella is the source of this 4202-nucleotide messenger RNA. RefSeq names its product serine/threonine-protein kinase GA29083. Lineage: Eukaryota; Metazoa; Arthropoda; Insecta; Lepidoptera; Pyralidae. The record is from RefSeq and is a predicted model, not a curated record. Gene Ontology annotation, biological process: protein phosphorylation; intracellular signal transduction. The transcript is spliced from 14 exons. Bases 157 to 2058 code for a protein of 633 amino acids. Gene Ontology annotation, molecular function: ATP binding; protein kinase activity.
CUAUCGGUCGGUUGCGUGCGUGCGUUGAUUUUUAUGUGAUUCAUGAAUUUUCAUUUUUAUUCUUAUAUAUUAUUAAUUUAUAACAUAUAAUAAUAAACAUUCAAUAUGAGGCAUGGUUAAGUAAUGUAUUAAUCCUGUAUAGUUUAGGAGUUAUUUAUGACUGCAACAACAAAAGUAAGAAUGGAAAAUAAUUUGAGUCGCAGUGGUAGCCGAUCGAGCUCAGUUUGUGAACUCGAAAAAGAUUUUAGUGAUAUGGAAAUUAUGAAAAGUAGGACGAACCGACGUAACGUAAUGAUCCGAACACCACUAGCGCGGAAAGCGAAACGAGUUAGAUUUUUCAGAAAUGGUGAUAAAUUCUAUUCAGGAGUAAUAAUCCCAGUCUUGCCAGAACGAUACAGGUCAUUCGAUAGUUUAACAGCAGAUUUGACAAGGGUUUUAGUUGACAAUGUCACACUUCCCAGUGGUGUCAGGACAAUAUACUCCCUUGAGGGUAGAAAAAUAGGUAAAUUGGAUGAUUUAGAAGAUGGCCAGUCAUAUGUAUGCAGUGGCUUUGGAGAACCAUUCAAACGUUUGGAUUAUGAAGCCAGUGCUGUUACACCACAGUCUUUCAGACUAAGUGGUCCAGAGUCUUUAAGUGACAGUGCAAGUCCUUCUCCCGCGAGAGCAAACAAUAGAGCAUCCCGAUGUCUUCCUGCAAAUGGUAGUAGUACUACUGGCAACGGAACGGCGCGAAUCAGCCCCGCUGGCGAGAGUGUAGUUCGGCCGCGGAUAGUCACAAUUAUCAGAAAUGGAGUAAAACCGCGCAAGGUGUGUAGAUUGUUACUGAACAAACGUAACAGUCCUACACUAGAGCACGCGUUGGCGGCGAUCACGGAAUGCAUCAAAUUGGACACAGGGUGCGUUCGGAAGGUGUUCACGCAGUCUGGGACGCCGAUCACGGCGUUGCAUCAUUUCUUCGAAGACGAAGACGUUUUCUUCGCUUAUGGAAAUGAAAGAGUUAAUCAAGAAGAUUUCGAAUUGGAGUUUGAAGAGAGCAAAGCUGUGUUACAAUGUAGAAAAACUCCCAUUACUAGGAAUUCGAGAGUGGGGCCGAAGCCCCGCAUGCCGGUGAAGGCGGGCGGGGGCGCGGCGCGGGCGGCCAGCGAGGCGGGCGCGGGGGUGCCCGGCGACGCGCAGGAUGAAGACGCCUGUCUCACUCUACCGCAGCCGCUCAGACUGAAGUAUAGCGUGGGCAAGAUUAUAGGUGACGGCAAUUUCGCAGUUGUGCGAAUUUGUAAAGACAAGACGACCAGCAAAGAAUAUGCGCUCAAAGUCAUAGACAAGGCAAAAUGUAAAGGAAAGGAGAACUACGUGGAGGCCGAAGUGAGAGUUAUGCGCAAGUUAUGUCACCCUCGCAUAGUGUCCUUGAUUGAAGAGCAAGAUAGUCCAGAGUGGUUGUUCCUAAUUAUGGAGUUAGUCAGCGGUGGCGACUUAUUCGAUAGUAUCGCGGCAGCUUCCAAAUUCUCUGAGCCACAAGCCCGUUUGCUAAUUGGCCACUUAACAUCAGCUAUUGCAUACCUCCACUCGCUUUCUAUAGUGCAUCGUGACAUCAAACCAGAAAAUCUCUUGGUGGAAAUAGGCCCAGACGGCAGCAUAUUGGGUUUGAAGCUGGCUGACUUUGGCCUCGCCGUGGAAGUGUUCCGGCCGCUGCACGCCGUCUGCGGCACGCCCACCUACGUAGCGCCGGAGAUCCUGUUGGAAACUGGAUACGGGCUGAAGAUCGAUGUAUGGGCGGCGGGUGUGAUCCUAUACAUACUGCUGUGCGGUUUCCCGCCGUUCUCGUCCCCGGACGGCGACCAGGAGAAGUUGUUCGACGCGAUCCUGUCGUCGCGGCUGGAGUUCCCCGCGCCGCACUGGGAGCGGGUGUCGGCCGGGGCCAUUGACCUCGUCGCUAACAUGCUGCGGCCGCAGCCGGAGCUCAGAUUCGCAGCGGAAGAUGUAUUAGACCAUGCUUGGAUGGCGGAUGAUUACGAUGAGAGCUGCGACUUCCGCACGUGGUACGACGAUGACUCGUCAUAGCGCCGCGCCGACCCCCCGCGCCCUCACAGCGGUCGAUGACCCCGCGUGCUGUAGCCUCCGCGUGCAACGACAAAUGCCUUCACGUAAACACCAAUACCAAAGCUAAUUUAACGUAAUCACGACCGUAUUGCAUUGUUCAAGUGGUGGUUUAGAGUUGAAAAGUAACAAAAUCUUUAUAAUUUGUAGUUAGAAAACGUUCGAAGUUGCCUACUAAAUUGCUCUUUACCAUUGAGAUCAAGCUGCUCUGGUUGUGUACUGUAGUAUACAAUACAAAUAUUAGAUAUAAAGAUUGGUUAAAAAUUUUUUUUUAUAGAAUUUAAAGAAACUAUUAUCUCUGUAGUUUCAAAUACGUUUUAAACAUGGCCAUACAAAGUUACAUAGCAGAAGAUGUCCGACAUUUCCAGUUUGAGGCAGAACAAAUAGCCAAAGCUCUAUAGCAACUCUUCGCGCACAUCUUGUUAUUAACUUCAGUUGAAUGACUAAUGUGGCUGAUUCCUCUGUCCGGGAACAAUGCAGUACAAUUGACUUUUGAUACUAAUUGUAUGUGUCACACGUUUUUUAUUUUCGAUACGUAGAUCGCAGUGCUCCAUUAGGCUAGAGCUAAGGUAGAGUAUACGGCUGUUAAGCGGCUUAGUAUUAUCUGUGUUCUAUCUUCAUUCGGCUCCGGCCAGUAAGUACAUUAUAGUUUCUACCAUACAUAUCUCACUGGCUUGAACGAUCUCUAGUUUUCAUCUUGUUAUCUCUCCAGUUAGAUUAAAUGAUUAGGUUUAAAGAAAUUAUAAUAUUUAUGAAAAAUGUUUUUAUUUUAUGAUAUUGUGUAAUAUACGAGUAAUAUAUCUUAUUUAAUUUGAAUGAAUUAAUAUUUACAAGUGUAGAGCGCAAGCUUGAAUUAUUUUGUAUCAUAAUGAAAUGCUUAUAGGGAUAUAUUCAUUGCUAUUGCUUCUAUAUAACCAUAUCACUCCGCGUUCAUUGGGGCUUCGCCUCACGCUUACAGCCACCGCGCUAGUGUCAUUAAAGACAUGAACCAGUGACCGCUCUCUAUAGCAAUUUAAAAUGUUUUGUUUAUUAUAGUUGUUCAAAUUAAUAAAAAAAAUUUACAUAUGAACUUACAAAAAAGUGUUACGAGACUUAAAGGCGGUGUUGUAGAAUGGUGCUUAAACAACAGCAAAGCAGAAACGAUUUCCGAUCAUUUCAUUAUUUUGACUAAUACUGAUUUCAUGUAUUUCACGUCACUACCUACAAGGAAAUUAAUUUCAAUACAUUUUUAAAUUUUGAACACAUACUCCAUGGGGUGGUUAAAUCUAAAAGACUUGUACGCGCUUACCAUCAUAUAGUGCCAAAGUUAUUUCAUACAAUCAUAUCAUUAUAUUCAUAAUACAUACAAGAUUACUCUCGAAUAAUAAAUCAUCAUAGUUUUAAUGUAAAAUAGUUCAUAAUUUAAACAAACCUUGAAGUGCUCAAAUAUGUUCUAAAAUAACAUGGAUUGUUUUAUGUUUUUUUUUUUAUUUUAUAUUAAAAAUCAGUUAAUUGAUCUUUUUUGAGCACUUAUGGUGUUAAUUCCGUUUCAAAACCACAUUAAAUGCAACCAAACUUAGACUGAUUAACAUUCCUUUAUAUUCUGUAUCAUUCAUAAAUAAGCAGUAUAACCAUUAGAUGUAAACUGGAGGCUUAAUUAAUGUUCUGGAUAAAUACAUAUUAAAUCUCUUUGUAAUAUUGUAUUUUUAUUGAUCAAGGAAUGUGAUGUUUUUUGUAUAAAUAAUUAGACAACAAACGACUUUUUAAAUUGUUAUAAACAUGGAGUAUAGUUUACUACCACAAGGAAAUGUAUAAGCAAUAAUAUACUGUAUUGAAUAUAUAAAAUGUGUUAUAAACACUCGCCCCAAAAAAUGGCUUUUAUUUCCUUUAUAUGAACUGGUUCAAAAUUAUAUGACAUUCCUGGCAGAAUGAAAAGGUUUUUCUUAAAUCCAGGUUUAAAUUUUUUUACGAAAAUCAUUACAUUGGGUGAUGUGCUUACAAACAUUUUCAUUCUGCCAAUACACAAGAGCAUUGUAGUAUGUAUGUCAAUCACUUUGAUCAUCAAAUUUUGUAAUGCAUUUAGAUAUGGUAUGUGCAUUUGAGUAAAGAAAGCAUUAAAUAAAUUUGUA